Cylas formicarius (sweet potato weevil) is the source of this 1541-nucleotide messenger RNA. RefSeq names its product cytochrome b5-related protein-like. The record is from RefSeq and is a predicted model, not a curated record. Bases 127 to 1470 code for a protein of 447 amino acids. Gene Ontology annotation, molecular function: heme binding. The transcript has 6 exons. Gene Ontology annotation, biological process: lipid metabolic process. Gene Ontology annotation, cellular component: mitochondrion. NCBI's taxonomy places the organism in Eukaryota, Metazoa, Arthropoda, Insecta, Coleoptera, Brentidae.
GUCGCCAUCGGAUUUUGGACGGGUACCUAUUUUAUGCGAACGUUUCGCCAGGACAUUACCGCCACUGCAGAAGAAAAAAAUGAAAUUGUGGAUUCUGGAGAACAACCCUACGAUGUCACAUGAAACAUGCCACCGAAUGCCGAGUCGUACGAUAACUAUGUGCCAAAAUCAACCUUGGGCAUCAAGCCACCGCCUCGGAGGUCACAGCUCACCACCGUUUAUAUGUGGCUCGAAGACAAAAAGGAAAUAGAUAACGCGGAAGGUUUAUGGAGGAUACACGAUGGAAUUUAUGAUUUUACAGAUUUCGUCAAAAGUCAUCCGGGCGGAUCAGAUUGGCUAACCCUGUCAAAGGGACUCGAUAUUACGGAAGCAUUCGAAGUUCACCAUUUGACCGCUUUACCGGAAGAAUUAUUGAGCAAAUACUUUGUGAGGAAGGCAAAAAGUAAAAGAAACGCCCCGUUCACGUUCAAAGAAGACGGUUUCUAUAAAACUCUGAAGAGAGAAGUGAAACAGAUCCUUCCCACUAUCCCCAAACAGGCUAUUAACACCACGAACUUUUUAAUCGACUCCAUAUUGGUCGGAAUGUUUAUUUUGUCGAUUCUCGCUGCGAAAUACUGGAACUUUUUUUUGGCAACGUUGGCCGGCAACUUCGUAGCCUUUCUCGCGAUCGCCGCCCAUAAUUACUUCCACCAAAAGGAUAACUUUAGAAUGUACUACUUUCAAUUCUCCUUGCUGAAAGUAAAGGAAUGGAGGCUGAGUCACGUCCUAAGUCACCACUUGCACACGAAUACCAUAGACGAUUACGAAAUUUCAGUGUUCGAACCUCUCCUGCAAUACAUGUCCGUUAACAAAACUCCAUUAAAAAAGUAUGGCCAGUUGCUUUUGCUCCCAAUCAUUUGGAUUACCGGGUUUCAUCGAGCAUAUAUUGCAAGACUAAUUGAACAUUUGAAGGGCACGAAAAUUGCCCUCGAUAAGAGCGAUUUGAUACCAUUCAUUUUGCCCGCUGCCAUGUACAUUUUCGGAGGACAAUCGCUGUUAGCCACGUUUGGAAUGUGGAACUAUAUUAUCCUUGUGGGCAGCACACAUCUUUUCGUGGUGGGUCAACACGCCGCCCACCAUCACCCCGACAUAUUCCACGACGGAGACGAGCCAAGGUCCAAAGACGACUACGACUGGGGUGUAAGCCAGCUGGAUGCAGUUAUGGAAAGGAAAGAAAUCACUGGUUCCCAUUUCCUGGUGCUCACCAAUUUCGGCGACCACGCUCUCCAUCACCUGUUUCCGACCUUGGAUCACGGAACGCUGACCCACAUAUAUCCGGUCUUUAAGAAAGUCAUGGACCAGUUUGAUGUUAAUUUGAUGAUGGUUUCCCAGGUCGAUACAGUAUUCGGAGCUUUCCAGCAGCUCGUUAAAGAGAAGCCAAAUACCUCUCCGCCUAAUUUACAUAAAUAUAAGUUCAACUUAAAGAAUUAGAAAUGUGUGUAGAAUGCUCAAUUUUUGCUCAAUAUUUUAUGUACAUAUCUGUAAUAAAUGAUAGACCUCUG